GCGGCGAAAAUGAAGAAGUUGGAGGAGGAGAUGGAGGAGAAGAAAAAGGCUGCCAAGGAAGAAGCAGCAACAGAAGAAGCAAAAGAGAGAAGACGCAGAGAAGAAAAGCAUGAAGAAUGAGAAUGCAGAGAUGGAGAAAAAAAUCAGCGAGUGGAUAGCUAACUUAUCGUUGGGGGAAGAUGAGGAGGCACAAUUGUUUGUGCCACAGGAAGAGAAGGAGACGUUCGCCAGGGCACUAGCAACGAUUGAGGACCCCCUGGAACGACAGGAGGCAGAGGAGGAGAAGAAGUUGGAGUGGAAGUUGAAAAUGAAGAGGGAAAAGAAGAGGAGGGAGGAAGUUAAUCGGCUGACCGCAGAGGUGGAGAAGGUGAGAGCCUGUAGACAAGAAGUGCAGGCGCAGGCAGAUGUUUCUGCCAAAAUGGAUAAGAUGCUGGGGUAUCUAGAAGUAUUGAGUGAGACCUGGCUGGAGGAACGCCAAGCCAACUCGGGUCACGAUUUGGCCCUGAGUGCUAUGCGGUCAGGGUUUCGAGAGUUUGCGCGCGAUAUGGUUACCCACGUUGGGGCCGAAGUCAGGCGGUUAAAAGAUAACGUGGGGAAGUUUUGUGAGGGCGCCAUUGAGGGUGCCAAAGCCGUAGCCACCGUCGAGAGUGAGGCCAGACCCCGCAAGGAACCAGUUAAGCUCAAGUUCCCAAACGCGUACGGCGGGCAGCCUGAGGAGAAUUUCGAUAACCGGGAGGCUAGCGUAAACAGUUAUGUUUACUUACAGCAUAUCGUACAAGACGACCAGGUCCUUGUAGCCUUCCAAGCCCUCAAGGAGGAAGCAGCUAGUUUUGCUAGGUCCCUCACGCGCGCGGCCGGUUGCGAGAACAACAUGGUCGCUUAUUCCAAGGUCACCCCCCUUCCUCAAUUCUUCAAGCUCCUCAGGGAGCAAUUCGUUGAUCUUCGCAGGGGCGUAAGAGCCUCUGACAAACUCCAAACCAUCAACUCACGGCAGUGGAGGAGUGCCAAGGCACUCAUGGCCGUUAUGGACGACCUGGUGGCCAUCCCGGACUAUGGGGUGACUGAGUCCCAACUGGUCCAACUCUUCUAUCGUGCCAUGCCGGAGUCCUUACAAGGGCAUUUCUUUGACAAAUCCCAACAGCCCACUAUGACGUAUGAUGCGUUGAGUAGAGAAGUGGUGUUGUCCGAAGCAAAGUCAAUGCCAGUUUCCACUUUCUGGCAUAAGGACUUAGAUAAGGGUAAAAAGUGGAAAGGUCGUACCAUCUCUGCCCAAGUCAGGGCCAAGGAUCACAUGAUCCUUACAUUGGAGGAAGGUGGUACUUACGAGGUCCCGUACAGUCAGAUUGAGUGGGGCCUCGAGGAGAAGGACAGUAGCGUGGGACAGGGGAGGUCCUAUGCUGCUGUCGUGGCUUGAGGGAAGCCGCAAGGUAGAGGAGGAGGCCAGGGCCAAAGGGGCCAGGCCAUGGGAGGCCGAGGAUCGAGCGCUCGGACUAUG
Molecule: messenger RNA, 1495 nt
Organism: Chara braunii
Lineage: Eukaryota; Viridiplantae; Streptophyta; Charophyceae; Charales; Characeae
Source: the annotation of a GenBank genome assembly